Molecule: messenger RNA, 2301 nt
Organism: Suncus etruscus (white-toothed pygmy shrew)
Lineage: Eukaryota; Metazoa; Chordata; Mammalia; Eulipotyphla; Soricidae
Gene: MCM5
Product: minichromosome maintenance complex component 5
Exons: 17
Coding region: 44-2251 (735 amino acids)
Biological process (GO): double-strand break repair via break-induced replication; DNA replication initiation; DNA replication
Cellular component (GO): MCM complex; nucleus
Molecular function (GO): 3'-5' DNA helicase activity; DNA replication origin binding; single-stranded DNA helicase activity
Source: RefSeq, a predicted model, not a curated record
GUCAGUGGCAGGAGCGCGAGUCGGGGAAAGGAGAGGCGCCGUCAUGUCGGGGUUCGACGAUCCGGGCAUCUUCUACAGCGACAGCUUCGGCGGGGACUCCGCGGCCCAAGAAGAGGGCCAGGCCCGCAAGUCGCAGUUGCAGCGGCGCUUCAAGGAGUUCCUGCGGCAGUACCGGGUGGGCACGGACCGCACCGGCUUCACCUUCAAAUACAGGGAUGAGCUCAAGCGCCAUUACAACCUGGGCGAGUAUUGGAUCGAGGUGGAGAUGGAAGAUCUGUCGAGCUUCGAUGAGGACCUGGCUGACUACUUGUACAAGCAGCCGGCAGAGCACUUGCAGUUGUUGGAGGAGGCCGCUAAGGAGGUGGCUGAUGAGGUGACCCGGCCCCGGCCCAGUGGCGAGGAAGUGCUGCAGGACAUCCAGGUCAUGCUUAAGUCUGACGCCAGCCCGUCCGGCAUCCGGAGCCUGAAGUCGGACACCAUGUCGCACCUGGUGAAGAUCCCUGGCAUCAUCAUCGCCGCCUCUGCCGUCCGUGCCAAGGCCACCCGCAUCUCCAUCCAGUGCCGCAGCUGCCGGAACACCAUCACCAACAUCGCCAUGCGGCCCGGCCUGGAGGGCUAUGCCUUGCCCCGGAAGUGCAACACGGACCAGGCUGGGCGCCCCAAGUGUCCGCUGGACCCCUACUUCAUCAUGCCCGACAAGUGCCAGUGUGUGGACUUCCAGACCCUGAAGCUGCAGGAGCUGCCCGAUGCAGUGCCCCAUGGCGAGAUGCCCCGACACCUGCAGCUCUACUGUGACCGGUACCUGUGCGACAAGGUUGUCCCUGGCAACAGGGUCACCAUCAUGGGCAUCUACUCCAUCAAGAGGUUUGGCCUCACGUCCAGUCGGGGCCGCGACAGGGUGGGUGUAGGCAUCCGCAGCUCCUACAUCCGGGUCCUGGGCAUCCAGGUAGACACCGAUGGCUCUGGCCGCAGCUUUACGGGAGCCGUGACCCCUCAGGAGGAGGAGGAGUUCCGGCGCCUGGCCGCCCUCCCCAAUGUCUACGAGGUUGUGUCCAAGAGCAUUGCCCCCUCCAUCUUCGGGGGCAUGGACAUGAAGAAGGCCAUUGCCUGUCUGCUCUUUGGGGGCUCCCGGAAGAGGCUGCCUGAUGGGCUCACCCGGCGCGGUGACAUCAACCUGCUGAUGUUGGGGGACCCAGGCACAGCCAAGUCACAGCUGCUGAAGUUUGUGGAGAAAUGUUCACCCAUUGGGGUGUACACUUCCGGGAAGGGCAGUAGCGCGGCAGGUCUGACGGCCUCAGUGAUGAGGGACCCCGCAUCCCGCAACUUCAUCAUGGAGGGGGGCGCCAUGGUGCUGGCUGACGGUGGCGUCGUCUGCAUCGAUGAGUUUGACAAGAUGCGAGAGGAUGACCGUGUUGCGAUCCACGAGGCCAUGGAGCAGCAGACCAUCUCCAUCGCCAAGGCUGGCAUCACCACCACCCUCAACUCUCGCUGCUCCGUCCUGGCGGCCGCCAACUCGGUGUUCGGCCGCUGGGACGAGACCAAGGGCGAGGACAACAUCGACUUCAUGCCCACCAUCCUGUCGCGCUUUGACAUGAUCUUCAUCGUCAAGGACGAGCACAACGAGGAGAGGGACCUGAUGUUGGCCAAGCAUGUCAUCACCCUGCACGUGAGCGCGUUGACGCAGACCCAGGCCGUGGAGGGCGAGAUCAGCCUGGCCAAGCUGAAGAAGUUCAUCGCCUACUGCCGCUCGAGGUGUGGCCCCCGGCUGUCAGCAGCGGCUGCAGAGAAGCUCAAGAACCGCUACAUCCUCAUGCGAAGUGGGGCCCGGCAACACGAGCGCGACUUGGACCGGCGCUCUAGCAUCCCCAUCACUGUGCGGCAGCUGGAGGCCAUCGUGCGCAUCGCUGAGUCCCUGAGCAAGAUGAAGUUGCAGCCCUUCGCCACCGAGGCGGACGUGGAGGAGGCGUUGCGGCUUUUCCAGGUGUCUACGCUGGAUGCUGCCCUGUCUGGCACCCUGUCUGGUGUGGAAGGCUUCACCAGCCAGGAGGACCAGGAGAUGCUGAGCCGCAUCGAGAAGCAGCUCAAGCGCCGAUUUGCCAUCGGCUCACAGGUGUCGGAGCAUAGCAUCGUGCAGGACUUCACCAAGCAGAAAUACCCAGAACACGCCAUCUACAAGGUCCUGCAGCUGAUGCUGAGGCGAGGCGAGGUCCAGCACCGCAUGCAGCGCAAGGUCCUCUACCGCCUCAAAUAGCCGCGCCUGCCCACCUGAGCCACCUACCGAAUCUUUCUGGGACCAGAUGG